AUGACUGGAGGCUGGAACCCUGUCACAGGCCGAGAUGCCGCUGGGGGAAGACCUACCUUUGCACCUUAUGGUGCACCUAUGCCCAGCCAGGGACAAGCAUAUAUACCGCAUGCCGGUGGCCCGGGAUACAACUUUGGACUGUCCAACCCAUGGGGUGGCAUGUCCGGCGUGGUGUAUCCUCCACAACCCAUGAUGCCGACUAGUGCUCAAUGGCCCAUGGCACCCAUGGGAUCCAUGGGAUAUCCGCCACAGAUGCAAGCUGGUACUAGAGGCUACUAUACUCAGCAUACUGUUGCAUGCCAACCGAAUGGUGUCGGCGCACCCUAUCCCAGACAACCACAACCAUACCCGGUGAUUGAUCCAUCGAUGCCUGCGGCACACAUGACAAAUAGCACUGGCGGUGUUGGAUGUGAGCCCGGGUACAACUACUUCUUCCCGGCUGAGCACACCAAAGCACACAUUUUCAAAACCAAUAUUCCGCCAUGGCAGCUCCCACCAACGGCCCAGAUUCCUUUCAAGGCUGUUCAUAUCCCAUGCAAUACAACUAUGAAGGAUCUCUUGAAAGGCUUUGGGUGUACUAACCCGGUUGAAAAGAAGAAUAAAUGCUUUGAGAUCACCACAACCGGCAACGGAAAAUGGUACAAAGGCCUAGAGAUUAACGGUUCAGAUAAAGAGAUGAUGAAGAAGAGCAUCAAAGAGGUUGGCUGGGACAUGACCAGAACCGGUCAUGGACGGGAGAAGCCCGUAGUGUGCCUGUGGUUUUGCAAAGACUGA
Molecule: messenger RNA, 774 nt
Organism: [Torrubiella] hemipterigena
Lineage: Eukaryota; Fungi; Ascomycota; Sordariomycetes; Hypocreales; Clavicipitaceae
Source: the annotation of a GenBank genome assembly